Molecule: messenger RNA, 1031 nt
Organism: Sphaerodactylus townsendi
Lineage: Eukaryota; Metazoa; Chordata; Lepidosauria; Squamata; Sphaerodactylidae
Product: olfactory receptor 10C1-like
Exons: 1
Coding region: 1-939 (312 amino acids)
Biological process (GO): G protein-coupled receptor signaling pathway
Cellular component (GO): membrane
Molecular function (GO): G protein-coupled receptor activity; olfactory receptor activity
Source: RefSeq, a predicted model, not a curated record
AUGGGAAAUGAAACCUGUGUGACUGAAUUCAUUAUACUGGGUUUCUCAAAACUCCCGGAAAUGAAGUUUUUACUGUUUGUGUUGUUUUUAUGCCUGUACUUAUUCACAAUAGUUGGUAACAUCCUCAUUGUUGUCACGAUCAGUUUGGAUAGCACCCUACAGACUCCCAUGUAUUUUUUCCUAAGGAACUUGUCUUUCUUGGAAUUAUGUUUCAUCUCAGUCACCAUACCCAACAUGCUUGCAAACCUCCGCUUGGCAGAAGGCAAAAUCUCUUUUGUUGGGUGUGCCACACAGCUCUAUUUCUUCUUACUAUUUGGAGCUACAGAGUGUUAUUUCCUUUGUGUUAUGUCAUACGACCGCUACGUGGCCAUCUGCAUCCCACUGCGAUACAUGGUCAUCAUGGACAAGAGAACCUGUCUCCUGCUGUGUCUGGCAUCUUGGCUUACUGGAUUCCUGGUGGCAGCAGGACACACCACCUUCAUUUUUAACCUCCCUUUUUGUGGGCCCAACAUCAUUAACCAUUUCUUCUGUGAGAUUCAGCCACUGAUGGUGCUUGUUUGUGGAAACACCUACUGGAAUGAAGUCCAAGUCAUUGGCGUAGCUGUUUUGGGGCUCAUGCUUCCUUUCAUUCUCAUCCUGGUGUCUUACCUCCAUAUCAUCACUGCUAUCUUAAAAAUGAAAUCAGCCAAGAGCAGGCACAAGACCUUCUCCACUUGUUCCUCUCACCUCAUGGUCGUAACCCUACUUUAUGGCCCAGCCCUCUUCAUGUAUUCCCGGCCUAAGUCCAGUUACUCUUUGGACACUGACAAGUGGUUGUCUCUGUCCUAUUGCAUCAUCACACCUGUUUUAAACCCCAUAAUAUAUAGUCUCAGGAACAAAGAGGUAAAAGGAGCAAUGUGGAAACUGGGUACUAAAAUCUUUCUUACGACAAAAAGUUAAUACAAGGAGGGCCAACAUUAUCUGAUGCUCUUAUGCUCCACUUUUCCACCAUAUGGAACUAUUUUACAAUGUGAAUCGAAUGCUGAACAUAA